Messenger RNA from Atta colombica, 1754 nucleotides. RefSeq lists its product as uncharacterized. The coding region runs from base 624 to 1124 and encodes 166 amino acids. Gene Ontology annotation, biological process: septate junction assembly. The record is from RefSeq and is a predicted model, not a curated record. Gene Ontology annotation, cellular component: membrane. The transcript has 4 exons. Lineage: Eukaryota; Metazoa; Arthropoda; Insecta; Hymenoptera; Formicidae.
GCCUGCGCGGAGGACUCGUAAAGUGUCGCGUGUACGCGUGUACGUUCUCUCUGAGUCUCUGCGCGUUUCAGGUUUUCCGUUUUAGUUCGAGUUGCACUGCUGCACGACGUGGUCGCAACCAGUCACAACUCGUAGCGCAUUGUAACGCACGCGUCGCGACGCGCAACAACAUAUACGCGCGUUAAACUCGCUUUCAGCAAUCGGCCGCGUUUGAGUCCUUUGAGAAGUGAAGAGUGCAUCUCUCUCUCUCUCUCUCUCUCUCUCUCUCUCUCUCUCUCUCUCUUUCUCUCUCUCGAGACUUAAUUGCAAAUUGAGAAGAAUUCUGUUUGAAAAGAAGAAGAGAAGAGAACGCAACUCUCUCGCGCAAUCAUUGACUUCACUUUACGAACUUUGUUGUGUUCUUCGAGAGCAGACACUCGGAGUCGCGGCAGUGUUCGAAGUGAAAUCGAGUUUCCCUGGCGAAGCGAUAGGAGUGACGGUACACGUGGUGGACGGAGCGCGUGUCAGGGUCGCUAAAACGAGUAAGGGUGACACGCACAGGGAAGAAAGAAUCGAUUGUCAUUAAAUCGAACUGAAAAUCCUUCAAACUGGGCGACGGAAAAGGGAAACAUCGACGAGUGAGAAUGGCGGAUGAAGCCCAGCAAAGCCAACAGCCAACUGCUAAAAGGCACAAGGUUCUAAGUCAUCUACCCAUCAUCAUCAAAGCGCUUGAAUUGAUACUGGCCGUUUUUGCAAUUGGUUUAUCAGUGGAUCCGAUGAACUCGUUCCAGCGCAUUUUCAACAGGCCGCGAUUCAAGCUGGACGAUGCAGCCACUAUCUACGUCUCGGUCGCCGGUUAUAUUCUCAUCAAUGCACUCUUCAUCAUCAGUCAUAUGCUGGGUGAUCGCGUGCCAAAAAGAACGUUGCUGAUGUUCGCAACCAUAGGCGCGUUUAUGCACGUGGUGGCCGGAAGCUUGAUGGUCCAUAAUUGGCGCCAGAUGAAUGGUCCUUACUAUUAUGUGCAUAACAACGAGAUCCAUCCUAGCAAACAGUACAUGGAUAUGCUUGUAUCAGCAGCAGUAUUUACAUUCAUAACCGCAGCAGCAUUUGUCGCGGAAAUUGUCGCCAUUAUAAGAUAUGCGUAAAUAUGUGCGUCUCCGCAAGAAAGUCCGUUGAUUCAAGCGAAGGACCUCACGAAUAUCACCAAAGCUAUGGAUAGUUUAUUAUAAAAAGGAAUAUAUGAAAGAUUUUAAUUUUUUAAAGCCGUAUACACACCUAGAGAACGAACAGUGAACGCAAAACUUUGUGUUGUUAUUUGUUACAUAAAAGUUGCACAAGUUUAAUUGCUAUGUGCAACGAACAUCCAACCUGAUCGAAUGCUAGUAUUCGGUGCAAUUAAGAAAAAGAAUAAACUGCUCACAAACGCGAAUGUCUGACAUUCGCGUUCGUUCGCUAGAUGUAUACACGGCUGAAUAUUUAUUACAUAAGCAAUUUCAUAAAACUUUCUGAAAUUUAUAUGACUAUUAAUUUAUUUGAUACUUUAAUAGCUGCAUUCAGCAAAGAAAACAACUUUGAUUGGCGAUAAGUGAGGAGCUUAGGGCCCAAAACCAAUCGAGAGGGAUUCGAUAACGCAUAUCGCUAAUCGGUCAAUUUAAAAUAAAAUAUUCUUAUUGAUAGCAGUGAAAAACGGAAUUCUUUCGAUCAAUCAUAUUAAAGAAUAUUACAACAAUUAUACAAAGCUAUUACCUGUGCUGAAAGCAGCUAUUAUUUUAUAA